AUGGCCCUUCAACCAACCCAAAGAGGAAUGGUUUCUUUGUUGAUCUUCCUAACUCCAGCAGUGACAACAACAUGGUAUGCAGGUUCAGGUUAUUAUCCAGAUGAAAGCUACAAUGAUGUAUAUGUCAAAAAAGUUCCACAAGCCCCUGCUCUAGAAUACCAAGUCCCCCGAUGGUGUUAUACAUUAAAUAUCCAGGAUGGAGAAGCCACAUGCUACUCACCAAGGGGAGGAAAUUAUCACAGCAGCCUGGGAACUCGUUGUCAACUCACCUGUGACCAAGGUUUUCAAUUGAUUGGACAGAGGUCAGUGCAGUGCCUCCAAAAUCGCCGUUGGUCGGGAACGGCCUACUGCAGGCAAGUAAGAUGCCACACAUUGCCAUUCAUUGCUAGUGGCACCUACACCUGCACAAAUGGAGUGCUUCUUGACUCCCGCUGUGACUACAGCUGUUCCAGUGGCUACUCCCUGGAAGGUGACCGAAGUCGCAUCUGUAUGGAAGAUGGACAGUGGAGUGGAGGCGAGCCUGUAUGUGUAGAUAUAGAGCCCCCCAAGAUCCGUUGUCCCCACUCACGAGAGAAAAUGGCAGAGCCAGAGAAGUUGACUGCCCGAGUAUACUGGGAUCCACCAUUGGUGAAAGAUUCUGCUGAUGGUACCAUCACAAGGAUAACACUUCGGGGCCCUGAGCCUGGUUCUCAUUUUCCUGAAGGAUAUCAUGUGAUUCGUUACACUGCCUAUGACAGAGCUUACAAUAGAGCCAGCUGCAAGUUCGUUGUGAAAGUACAAGUAAGACGCUGCCCAGUUCUGAAACCACCACAGCAUGGCUACCUCAUCUGCACUUCAGCAGGGAAUAACUAUGGUGCCACCUGUGAAUAUCACUGUGAUGGUGGUUAUGAGCGCCAAGGGACCCCUUUCCGGGUCUGCCAGUCCAGUCGUCAGUGGUCUGGAUCACCACCUAUCUGUGCUCCUAUGAAGAUUAAUGUUAAUGUUAACUCAGCUGCUGGCCUUCUGGAUCAGUUCUUUGAGAAAAGGCACCUCCUCAUCAUCUCAGCUCCUGACCCCUCCAACCGAUAUUAUAAAAUGCAGAUCUCUAUGCUUCAGCAAUCCACCUGUGGUCUGGACCUGCGUCAUGUGACCAUCAUUGAGCUUGUGGGGCAGCCACCUAAGGAGGUGGGGCGCAUCCAGGAGCAGCAGCUGUCAGCCAACAUCAUCAAGGAGCUCAGGCAAUUUCAGCACCUCACUCACUCCUAUUUCAACAUGGUAUUGAUUGACAAGCAAGGUAUAGACCGGGAACGCUACCUGGAGCCUGUCACCCCUGAGGAGAUAUUCACCUUCAUUGAUGACUACUUACUGAGCAACCAGGAACUGGUCCAGCACAGGGAACAAAGGGACAUAUGCGAAUGAACCUGAGCCAAAGCAUGAAGAGGUUUAGGAAAAACUACUC
Messenger RNA from Elephantulus edwardii (Cape elephant shrew), 1438 nucleotides. It is a transcript of the gene SRPX2, whose product is annotated as sushi-repeat containing protein, X-linked 2. The transcript is spliced from 10 exons. The record is from RefSeq and is a predicted model, not a curated record. The coding region runs from base 1 to 1398 and encodes 465 amino acids. NCBI's taxonomy places the organism in Eukaryota, Metazoa, Chordata, Mammalia, Macroscelidea, Macroscelididae.